Theileria parva strain Muguga is the source of this 473-nucleotide messenger RNA. Its product is annotated as Prefoldin subunit family protein. Bases 98 to 445 code for a protein of 115 amino acids. Gene Ontology annotation, cellular component: cytoplasm; prefoldin complex. Gene Ontology annotation, molecular function: protein-folding chaperone binding. NCBI's taxonomy places the organism in Eukaryota, Apicomplexa, Aconoidasida, Piroplasmida, Theileriidae. The transcript is spliced from 5 exons. Gene Ontology annotation, biological process: chaperone-mediated protein complex assembly; protein folding. The record is from RefSeq and is a predicted model, not a curated record.
UGUACUAUCACAAUACAUUUUUUAUAUUUAAAAGCUAUUAUUCGUGCUACUAAUUAAUGGAUUUAUUUUAAUUAAUUUAUUUUUAUGAAAUCGACUAAUGGAAGAUUUGAUAAAUGAAAUCAAUUCCCUAAGGGAAAAACACCGAGAACAGACAAUAGUCCACUCACAACUUUUAACUCAACAGAAUGAGUCUACAGCUGCCCUAAACGAGAUAAAACUAGUGGAAGAUGAUACAAAAAUUUUCAAGGCAACUGGACCGAUUUUAACAUCUCAGACAAAGGAAGAUGCAGUGAGCACAAUCUCAAAGCGUUUAGAAUAUAUUAACACUGAAAUAGAAACUGUUGACAAGUCAAUUACAACACUGCAGUCUAAAAUUGAGGAGAAAUGUAAAAAGCUUGAGGCACUAAAGGCCAAAAACACUCCCACCGUACCUGCUAGCACAUAACGCAUUUAAUUUACAUUAUGUUUUACAA